UGCCUGAAGGGUUUUAUUUGGGUUGCAGUGGUUUUUAUUGUGAAGCAAACUUCUGUUUCAUAAUGUCUGAACAAAAGUUAAUUACCCACAGAGUCGCCCCACCUUUGACAUAAAAUCUCUUUCAUGCAGCCCUUAAAGCUCAUGUGAAGCAAUCUAAAACUGCUUUUCUUUACCCUAAAAGAUUAUUUUUAGAUUUUCUUGUUUUUACUUUUCCAGAAAAUCAAUUUUUGUCACAAUGAAGAAUCUGUUGCUCUGCGUUGUGCUCAUGGUGAUGGUUGUUACAGCCGAUUCUCUGAGCUGUAACUCCUGCAAAGUGGGCUUCAGAGGGAAAUGCCUUCUUUACUCCAAAGAAACCUGCGUCUCAGAUAAGGCCAAGUGCUACACUGGAGACGUGGUCUUUAACAUCACUGAUACGGUGAGCUUCCACAGUCGAGGAUGCUUUUAUACGAACCCCUGCAACGUUUCGGAGACAGGAAGUCUCCUGACAGCCGGGUACACGUUGACAAGAGUCUGCUGCGACGGCGACAACUGCAAUGGAGCCACGUCUGUCCAGCUCACUGUCACUGCAGCUCUGGGUGCCGCCGCCACAACUGUUUGGAGUCAGCUAAACGUCUAGAAACAACCACCAACAAAUAGUCUUUAUACUUUACGCAAAGUUCUUGUGCAUGUAGGGAAUUUAGAUAACCAUUUAUUUGCUCUUUAUUAAGUAUUUAUGUAAUAAACAUAUUGUGAAAUUUUCACUUAAAAUAGGAUUUUUCUACUUUGCAUGCAUUUAAUGAGUAAAAUAAAAUUUGACUUGAAUGGGAGUUUCACUUUCGCUAAAGAUGGCAAUCUGAGUUGGGAGGAAAGUUGUGCAGGAAUUCCUCCCCUUGUUGAGAUAAAAGCCCACAGACCUGGUUCAUCUUCAUCACUCCUUCUCUCCGCUUCUUCUCCUCACUUUUGCUCUGAGGUAUCUGAGAAUCUAGACGAGUUUAUGUCAUUUACACCUUUCUGUUGACUUGCAAACAUGAAGAACUUCUGGACAACUCUGAUCGCAUUCAGCGCCCUGAUUGCAACAGCACAACUCCUGAAAUGCCAGAAGUGUUCAGUGUCUUUACUGGGCGGCUGUGCGAUUGGGAAAGAGGAGGUCACAUGUGCAACUGGAGAGAGUUGCACCUUCUCAGAAGCAAGCUUCACAGCGAAAGGGUCGCCCACUCUGUACAGCCGGGGCUGCGUGGCCAACACCUCCUGUGGGACCACAAUCACCAACACCAUCAUCGGUAUUGAGUACAGCAGCAAAUACGCCUGCUGCACCACAGACCUGUG
This is a messenger RNA of Xiphophorus couchianus (Monterrey platyfish), 1305 nucleotides long. Its product is annotated as lymphocyte antigen 6 complex locus protein G6d-like. The record is from RefSeq and is a predicted model, not a curated record. NCBI's taxonomy places the organism in Eukaryota, Metazoa, Chordata, Actinopteri, Cyprinodontiformes, Poeciliidae. Gene Ontology annotation, cellular component: membrane. The transcript has 5 exons. The coding region runs from base 236 to 616 and encodes 126 amino acids. Gene Ontology annotation, biological process: sperm-egg recognition.